AUGAGGAGGCUACCUGGGCCCUUGUCGGCGACGAAACCCUUCACAGCGCGGCCGCCGAGGGUGCCUCGAACUUCUCCAAGCCCUCGAACCGCACCAUGGCCGCACCCGACUCUCGUUGAACCUUCGCUCCGUCCUCUGUCGACCUCGACGCCGCCUGCGAACGAUGCCCAUCACCAGAAUCAACCACCGCAACCCUUCCGCUUCGAGACCGGUGUGUCGCUCUUCGCGAAGAGAGCUCCGAGGCCCUUUCCGCCGCCCUUCCUGUCUCCUCCGUCCGGCUCCUUCUCCGACCCCCUCAGCACCCACCACCGAAGCCGUGAUCGGCGCGCGAGAGUCGACGGACAGAUCAUCCUUGGACAGACAAACGGGGACGAUGCCGUCUUCGCGAGCGACAACUUCAUAUGUGCGAACGAUGGCGUAGGCGCUUGGUCGACCCGCCCGAGGGGUCACGCAGGGCUGUGGUCGCGCUUGAUUCUUCACUACUGGGCAACCGCCGUACAGCAAGAUGCUGCAAAUCACGGUUCCGAAGGAGGAGCUUUCACCCCUAACCCGGUGGCAUAUCUCCAGACGGCAUACGAGCAGACGCUAAGAGCGACAUCGGACCCGAAUGACUGGCAAGGAACAACAACUGCGAGCGGGGCGCUCUUGCAUUAUAAGACACUGGAUGGCAGCAAGCAAGUCCCCCAGGUGUAUGUGACCAACCUGGGUGACUGUCAAGUUAUGAUUUUGCGGCCGCGGCAUGAGAAGGUUAUCUACAAGACAAAGGAGCAGUGGCAUUGGUUCGACUGCCCUCGGCAACUUGGGACGAACAGCCCUGAUACACCAGAGAAGAAUGCCGUCAUGGAUGUGGUGGAGAUCCAAGAGGGCGACGUGGUUCUUGCCAUGUCUGACGGUGUCAUCGACAACCUCUGGGAGCACGAAAUCAUCGACAGCAUUCAGAACAGCAUACAACGCUGGGAAAAUGGAGAGGCCGGAGCGGACAGAGUGGAGGGCGACCGCACAGGCGGCGCGAACGGAGGCAUGAAGCUUGCUGCUGAAGAGCUGGUGGCUGCUGCAAAGAAGAUUGCGACCGACCCAUUCGCCGAAAGCCCCUUCAUGGAGCACGCGAUCGAGGAGGGCCUGCCAACCGAAGGAGGCAAACUAGACGACAUCAGCGUCGUCGCCGCGCUGGACGUCCGUCGGUCGGUCUUCAGUCAACUUACCCAAUUACGACAAGGCAUCAACGACGACAAAAUGCGCGGAAAACGUAGCAAGCAGUAUCGCAAGCUUAUGAACCAGUAUGCGCUAACCUGGGGAUUCCGUGAGCCUUACCAAUGUCUCGUUGACGCUGAGAUGGUGGUCGACUGCCACAACUUCAAGUACGAUCUGCUCGCUGGACUCGAACGGACGCUGCAUGGCAAAGUCAAGCCAAUGAUUACGCAAUGCGAGAUCCGCAAGCUGUACCUUCGCAAGAGCGAGCCCGAGAUGAACAAGAUUAUCGAUUUCGCGAAGACCCUCGAGCGCAGACGAUGCGGUCACCUUCCGGAAGAUUAUCCCGAACCGCUCGGCACGAUGGAGUGUCUUAAGGCUGUCGUCGACCCAAAGGACAACCUCGUCAACAAGCAUCGCUACUGCGUCGCCAGCCAAUCGGUGGAUGUCCGCCGCAUGCUCCGCGAGAUUCCCGGCGUCCCUCAGAUCUACAUCAAGCGCUCAGUCAUGAUCCUUGAGCCCAUGGCGACGGAGAGCCAGGAAAUCAGGACCAAAGAGGAGAGGAGCAAGUUCCGCGACGGACUGGUCAGGCCCGAGAAAAAGAGAAAGCGCGAACAAGACGACAACGACGCCGAGAGUGAGAAUGAAGGCCAGGAAGAUGAUGUCGCGUCGGCUGAUGGGAAGGCGGAGAAGAAGAAGGCCAAGAAGAGGGGACCCAAGGGACCCAACCCGUUGGCUGUCAAAAAGUCGAAGAAGGCCCAGGAGGAGGGCGAGAAAAAGCCAAAGGGCGACGUCAAGUCCGCGGCAGCAGGAGAAGAAGUUAAGGGAGACGGGCCUUCGAAGAAGAAGCGCAAGAGGAGGCACAAGGCCGGUGCUGGGGCGGGUGAGCCGGCGCCUCAAGGUGAAGGAUCGGCAGAGCAAGCUGUUGGAAGCCCUGAGUCGAGCUGUUGGACGAAAUAUCCUUUCAUCACGGCGGGCUCAGGCGAGUCUGCCACCACUAAUAACCCCUCACCGACGAUCGCCACCACCACCACCGCUGCUGCCGACAUGGAGGAGUCAGCCCAGAAACCAAAUGGCUCUCCUGCAUCAGAUGUAACCGCACAAAAACCAACUGCCGCUGCAACAACAAUGGCCGACAAGCCUGAAUUCGAUGAUUUUGGUCUGCCCAUCAGACGAUAUGUACCUCCACCCCCCGAAGACGACGAUGAGACGACCGAUGCUCAGUCCGAACCGAAACACCCUCAUCCCGAGCCUUCAAAGAUCGAAAAGGAGCUAGACGCCAACGAUGCCCACCCUGACACGAAAGUCAACGGCGACAAGAAACCAAACGGCAAUGGUGCAGAAUCAGACAGCGAGGACGACUUCAGAGACGCGCAAUCCGAGCAGCCGGCCACUGCCGCUGCGUCUGGCAACAACUCGAACACUCCGUCGACCCCGGUAACCUCGAACCUGGACAAGGACGAAAUCAAAGACAAAAUUGCUGCAGAUGCAGACAGAGAAGAUGUUGAAGAAAGCGUUGCGACAAUCAACGGCGAUAAAAGCACGGAAGAGAAGGUGGAGCAAAAGGAGAAUGGCACUGUAACUACGCCCAGCGAAGCAAAAUCAUCAAGUCCAACACAGCCGGCCGCUGAUGAGGCAACUGCCCCGGCCGCCGUUGCCAAUGCCGAAAUCAAAGGCAACGGUGUGCCGACGAACGGUGUCGCCGAUGCCACGAAGGAGGAUGAAAAGGAAACGCAGGCGACAUCGGAGACCAAGGCAAAGGACGAGCGGCCUGAUUCACCGGUGAAGCUCGUCGACAAGGCAGACCAGCCCCAACCAAAGGCAGCAGAGAAAGCUGCGGCAGGAGGCACCCACACCAGAGAUACGAGCACCGCUAGCAACGUGGUCAUGUCUGAAUUCUCUCAUCAGCAGUUGACGGCAGACAAAGAGGAAGAGAAAAACGAUGACGAUGGCGAAUGGCAGGAGAUGCCGGCAUUUGCACCCUACGAUAUUUACGACGAAGACAAUAGGCUUGUUGCCAAGGAGUACACGGAAGACGUGGACAACGAGAAAUACGGCUACGGCGGGCUCGGAGGAGCUGGCAAGGGAUAUACUCGAGUAAUUAUGGACGACGAUGCGGAAUCGGCAACGAGCAUGGACGACAACACGCAGUAUCUUUUCAAAGACGUGAAGAGCACGGCAAUGACAGAGGACGACGAGGAAGCGCGAGACGCCGUUUCUCAGAUGCAGGCGACCAAGGACCUCUUGACCGAAGGGCAGAGGAUAGCAUAUGUCGGACUAACCAGACUGGAAAUUCAUCACAUGGUCAAGGAAGCCGAGAGCAUCGAGCACACCAGGGGGACGAAGAAGGAAGUCAACAUGUCAGCUGAAGCAACCAAGAUGUGGGGACAGAAGAUGAUGAUCCGUCUCUAUACCCACAUGGACAUCAGCUCCCAGGAGCAAAUUAUGGUCGAGCAGCUAAGCGACCACGGUGUCGUCCCCUCUGACUUGACGCCAUUGCUGAUGGCCAACGCCAGGGUGAAGAACCCGAUGGCGGAAGAGUCACGCUCUUCGCUGUCCGUGUCAUCACCACGCACAGCGUCCCCGCGGACGCCACUACCACCCAGCUCGCCGGCCCUGCCCGAGGACGAGAAGCCUGCUGAGGCGCCUCCGCCGUAUGAGACCUAUGAGGGAGAAGAGCUCCCCGCUGUGAAAACUCCGGCGCAGCUGUCAACAUCAGCCAACAUCGACAUCGAUCUUCGCUGGACGGUGUUGUGUGACUUGUUCCUUCUUUUGAUUGCAGAUUCGGUUUACGACUGUCGUUCCAGAAUCCUCUUGGAGCGUGUUGGACAAAGUCUCCAGAUUGAUUGGUUGGAUGUUAGGAAGUUCGAGAAGAAAGUGACGGACGCUUUGGAAAUGCAGCAGGCAGCCGAGAAGGAAAAUUGGAACGAGGACGAGCACAUGGAGCACAGGAGAAAACAGGCUCUCAAGAAACGAUAUGUCAUGAUGGGCUUGGCCACAGUCGGAGGCGGCUUGGUCAUCGGUCUGUCCGCAGGUCUGCUUGCUCCCGUCAUCGGAGCCGGUCUAGCAGCCGGUUUCACGACAUUGGGGGUGACGGGAACUGGCACUUUCCUCGGCGGCGUCGGUGGCGCUGCUAUCAUCACGUCCAGUGCGGCCGCUUCAGGAAGUGUCAUUGGAGGCCGAGCAGCGAAUCGGAGAACUGGCGCGGUCAAGACUUUUGAGUACCGGCCGUUGCACAACAACAAGCGUGUCAACCUGAUUGUCACUGUGGCGGGAUGGAUGACGGGCAAGGUCGAUGACGUUCGCCUGCCCUUCAGCACUGUUGACCCCAUCAUGGGCGACAUUUACUCCGUCUUCUGGGAACCGGAGAUGUUGAGAAGUAUGGGUGACACCAUCAACAUUCUUGCCACAGAGGCUCUCACCCAAGGUCUUCAGCAAGUUCUGGCCAGCACUAUUCUCACGAGUCUGAUGGCUGCCUUGUCUUUGCCAGUCGUCUUGACCAAGCUUUCCUAUCUGAUUGACAAUCCGUGGAGUGUCUCUCAGGACAGAGCUUGGGCCGCCGGCCUGAUUCUUGCAGACUCACUGAUUGACAGAAACCUGGGAACCCGCCCGAUUACGCUUGUCGGGUACUCACUUGGCGCACGUGUGAUUUUCUCCUGCCUCUUGGAGUUGGCCAGAAAGGGCGCGUACGGCCUCGUUCAGAAUGUCUACCUCUUUGGUUCGCCUCUGAUUAUCAAGAAGGACGAAUGGCUGCGAGCGCGAACGGUCGUACCAGGCAGAUUUGUGAAUGGAUACAGCACCAACGACUGGAUCCUUGCGUACUUGUUCAGACUGACCAGCGGCGGCCCUAGAAAGGUUGCCGGCCUGGCUAAGAUUGAGGAAGUUCCGUUUAUCGAAAACUUUGACGUCACGGAAAUCGUCAAGGGCCACAUGGAGUACCGACAGGCUAUGCCUCGUCUCCUUCGAGAGUGCGGUUGGCUGGUGGAGAGCGACGAGUUUACCGAAAUCGAGGACCCGGACCCGGAGAACCACCAGGAACGUCAACGUGAGCUUAUUAAUGAGAUCGAAGAAGCGCGCAAGGAACUUGAGAAGGAGGGCCAAAAGAAGAAGAGCAGAUUCUCGCUAUUCGGACGAGGAAAGAAGGCCGACAAGGAAAAGUGGGAGAUUUACGAGGACAUGGCGAAGGAGGGUAAGCAAACACCCUCGAGAACAGAAGAUAAGGAGGGCAACAACCACGGUGUGCUCUUUGACAUCGACGCAAUCCGAGCCGAGGUGGCCAAGGAGAAGAACAAGCCGGCCGAAGACCCAGAAGAAUUUCAAGUGAAGGAGCUCAAGUCGACUCUACCACCGAUGAAGCUGGACCUUAACUCUUCAAAUUCGUCCCUGAACCCACGAGACAGUUUGCGGGAGACGAAGAGCGCAUAUGCCGUGCCAGGCCGAGCGUCGUACGAAACUUCCGGCUCCUAUGGCUAUACGCCAGAGCGGACGCCGACCUUCCACUCGAGUCAAACCUUCCCAGCAAUGCAGCGCGCCCCGUCCCCAUACCACGCGGCUCUCUCGCCACAAGAGGAUAUCCAGAUGACAUUUGACGACUCGUUCCAUGAUCCUCCGCCAGCGCCACGACCUCCACCGAAAGAUGACCCUCCGCCAACUCGGCCAGAGAUGAAGACUACACAGUCGGUGCCGACCAUCGCCAGCAACCCGUGGGCCGACAUUGAUGAUGAUGAUGAUUUUGGCAAGGAGAAGGACAUUUCCAUGACUUUUGCAUAG
Molecule: messenger RNA, 5958 nt
Organism: Colletotrichum gloeosporioides
Lineage: Eukaryota; Fungi; Ascomycota; Sordariomycetes; Glomerellales; Glomerellaceae
Product: putative membrane protein C6F6.13c
Exons: 8
Coding region: 1-5958 (1985 amino acids)
Cellular component (GO): small-subunit processome
Source: RefSeq, a predicted model, not a curated record